CUUCCAGAGUCGGCCAAAAAACCCUUCUCAAAAUCAAAAAUCGCUGUUCUUCACAGAGCGAACUUUAACUUCAUAAAUUCAAUAAUUAACCACCUCUAAUGGCGGAAAAGCCUCAACCGGUUCAAGUUCCAUACUGUGGUGUUUGUGGGUUACCCGCUGAGUACUGCGAAUUUGGACCCGAUUUCGAAAAAUGCAAGCCCUGGUUGAUUCGAAACGCACCGCAACUUUAUCCAGAUCUUAUUCAAGAAUCAAAUUCGAAGGAAGCUGAUGGAGUUUCAGAUCAGCUUCAGUCCUUUUCGAUCACGGAUAGCACUGGACCUUCUGGUUCUUCGGCGCUAAAGCAAGAGCCAGUAAAACGACUUCCAGGUGGAAAGAUUAAAAAGAAGGAUAAACAAGAAGUUAUAAUCGAGAAGGUAACACGCAACAAGCGUAAAUCUAUCACCACCAUCAAAGGUCUCGAGCUUUUUGGUGUUAAAUUGAGUGAUGCUUCAAAGAAGCUUGGAAAGAAAUUUGCUACUGGAGCUUCGGUUGUGAAGGGUCCAACUGAGAAAGAUCAAAUUGAUGUACAAGGAGAUAUUGCAUACGACAUCGUGGAAUUCAUUACAGAUACAUGGCCGGAUGUUCCGGAAACAGCGAUUUUUUUCAUUGAAGAUGGGAAAAAGGUUCCUGCUGUGUGAUUUUUGGAAGCCGGAUCCGAUGUUUCUUUUGGAUUGACGGCCAGUCUUCCAGAAAUGCUUCAACCGUAACGAUUGUAAGAAAGAAUCGUUUUGUUGUUCACAAAUAGUUUCUCCAAUACCCUGUUGAACACUUGUUAUUUCUGGAAAACAUCCUUUGAUAAACGAUGAUGCCAUAAUGUAUGAUUCUGCACCUCAUCCAUAGUUACCAUUACCAUUUUAUGGGUUUUUCAGGAGAAGAAACAAAGAUGUGAUUGUGGUUUCCAUUAACUUGUUCUUGGAAAAGAACCUUAGGGGCUAUUUAGUUGGCUUUUCAUCAAGUCAUGUAUGAAUAAAGCUGUUGUAUGGAUUAUUUGUUGGGAAGAUUUUUGUUUGCGAGGGGG
This is a messenger RNA of Cynara cardunculus var. scolymus (artichoke), 1057 nucleotides long. Its product is annotated as translation machinery-associated protein 22-like. Gene Ontology annotation, molecular function: translation initiation factor activity; mRNA binding. Gene Ontology annotation, biological process: formation of translation preinitiation complex; translation reinitiation. The record is from RefSeq and is a predicted model, not a curated record. NCBI's taxonomy places the organism in Eukaryota, Viridiplantae, Streptophyta, Magnoliopsida, Asterales, Asteraceae. The transcript has 7 exons. Bases 99 to 677 code for a protein of 192 amino acids.